Symbiodinium pilosum is the source of this 620-nucleotide messenger RNA. NCBI's taxonomy places the organism in Eukaryota, Dinophyceae, Suessiales, Symbiodiniaceae. The record is from the annotation of a GenBank genome assembly.
GUCCGGAAGCCUGCUGCGGAAAUGGACUCCAGCUUGUCCUACGCACCGCGUUUGGCAUCUCCGCCCCUCCAUGGAGGCCGUCCAUCUUUUCCAGACGAACACGAUGCAGCCCUGGCCUGUGCUGCCAACAGACCGAAGUAUAGUGGACCUAAACUGCAAACGGUGGCAAGGUCCUCGUCUGAAUUCGAGGCUGUCACGAAGUACUUCAAAAGUACCCUUGGCGCGAACAGUUGCGAAGUGGAGCAGCUGGAAAGGAUUGACAACAACAAGGUCCAGUGCAGAUUAUUCCGAGGAAGCAGCGAGCACACGCUGAUGUUCCACGGAUGCAGGACGCCUGCCAAUGAGACCAAAAUUCUCCAGGAUGGCUUCCAGGUGCAGUCAUGCCAAAGUGGUGGUAUGAACUAUGGCACCUGGUUUGCCUACAACGCGAAGUACAGCAACCUGGGCUAUGCCUUCACAGACCGCGAGGGGUUCAAGCAUAUGUUCAUUUGUGUCGUGUCCUACUACUACACCGUAAUGGACAACCUGGAGAUGCGCGUGGUGGGUCAGGGCUGUGCAUACCCUCAAUGGCUGAUCAAGUACAAGUCCGAACCGUAUCCUUCGUAUUCCGCUGCCUUCAG